Molecule: messenger RNA, 903 nt
Organism: Paracoccidioides brasiliensis Pb18
Product: proteasome regulatory particle base subunit RPN10
Exons: 4
Coding region: 1-903 (300 amino acids)
Biological process (GO): proteasome-mediated ubiquitin-dependent protein catabolic process
Cellular component (GO): proteasome regulatory particle, base subcomplex; cytosol; nucleus
Molecular function (GO): polyubiquitin modification-dependent protein binding
Source: RefSeq, a predicted model, not a curated record
AUGGUGCUCGAAGCCACGAUGAUCAUCGUCGAUAACAGUGAGAGCAGUAGGAAUGGUGAUUACCUUCCCACCCGGUUUCAAGCCCAAGCCGACGCUAUCAACCUAAUUCACGCCGCAAAGACACAAGCCAACCCCGAAUCGUCGGUCGGGCUGAUGAGCAUGGCCGGGAAAGGCCCAGAAGUCCUGGUCACCUUGACAGCGGACAUAGGGAAGAUUUUAGACGGGCUGCAUCGAACGAAGAUACGGGGACAGGCUCAUCUUGCCUCCAGUAUACAGGUUGCCGGUCUAGCCCUCAAGCACCGUCGAGAACGCGCCCAACGUCAACGAAUUAUCGUCUUUACCUGUUCCCCCAUCGCCGAAGAUGAAAAGAUCCUCAUCAAACUCGCAAAACGAAUGAAAAAGUACAACGUCUCCGUAGACUUCGUGGCAUUCGGGGACCUGGAUGAUGAAACCAUUAAGAAACUAGAAGCCUUUAACGAAAACGUCAAUGGCGCCGAUGGCUCCCAUCUUGCCGUAAUACCCCCCAGUCCAAACCUUCUCAGUGACUCGCUUGUUGCGACUCCGAUUCUAGGCGGUGAUGGCACGGGGAUUGGUCGGGGAGGGGGCGAUGAGGAAGGCGAAGGUGGUGUCGAUAUUGGCUUUGAUCCUGCCGCUGAUCCGGAAUUGGCGUUUGCGCUACGGAUGUCUCUUGAGGAGGAGCAGGCGCGCAUAGAGAAGGAGAGGAAGGAGAAGGAGGAGAAGGAGAAGAAGGAGAAAGUUGCUCUUGAAGGGAUAGCGGAGGAGGGCGGCGAGUCGCAACCUCUCCUUGAUGAGAAUGGGGAGCCGAGUGGAAGUGGUUCCAAUGAAGAUAAGCAAGAUGAUAGAGACAAGGGAAAUGAUGGGGAUAAGAUGGAUACGGCGUGA